AUGUCGACAACCCCCACGAAUGCCCCACCGCCUACAAUACCAUACACAUCUCCUCCUAUUACAGUCAUCCUAACCAUUAUUCUCCUCCUCUUUUUCUUCAUAGGUUUUUUCUCUAUAUACUUCUGUAGGUGCUUCAUGCAAAACCUAUUUUACACGUGGCAUCGCCAGAGUCCCUCCAGGGCCCCUAGGGUCCCUGGAACGGACAGUGCUGCCCCUGGACUUGACCCUUCGAUCAUAAAAACUUUCCCAACGUUUCCAUAUUCGAGUGUCAAAGAAUAUCGACGGGAGAAUUAUGGAUUAGAAUGCGCGAUAUGUUUGUGUGAGUUCAAGGAUGAAAACGUGCUCAGGCUUCUAACCAAGUGUUGUCAUGUAUUCCAUCAAGAAUGCAUCGACCUGUGGCUCGGAUCACAUAAAUCCUGCCCAUGUUGUCGGUCUAGUCUCGACACGCCUAUCAACUCGCCGGAAAAAUCUCCGGUUUCACUGGAUAGCGGACAUGGUAUGAAUGAAGUUCGAGAAAAUGGUUCGAAUGGUGAUUCUGUUAGUAUCGAUAUUAGAGAUACCAAUGAGAUCAAUGGCGAUAGAGAUGAAAGCAAGAUGGAGAAGCAUGUGGUUAUUAAAGUUAAUGAGGAUAGAGAAGGAGAACGAACACAGAAGACAACAGAAGGGUUCGGGAGGUCCAAGUCCACCGGGCAUUCAAUUGUUAAAAAAAACAAAGGAUGUGAAAAUGAUGAAAGAUUUACGUUAAGAUUGCCUCAAGAUGUGCAAGCUAAACUUAUUCCGAGGCAUAAUUGGACAAGAAGUUGUACAGAAUUUGGUGAAUACAAAAGCAAAACUUCGUCUAGCAAUGCUGGUUUUGGCGAGGUAACUCUAGAUAGAGAUGAACGCAAGGCCUAG
Molecule: messenger RNA, 894 nt
Organism: Lactuca virosa
Lineage: Eukaryota; Viridiplantae; Streptophyta; Magnoliopsida; Asterales; Asteraceae
Source: the annotation of a GenBank genome assembly